CCAUAAAGAACCCUUCAAACUCUCCCACUCAACUCUCUCCUCACCUCACCUGGCUCUUGCUCAUACUCUAGACUUCUUCAGCUCCCCCACUCCGAUCCAUUCUUCUUCUCUAAUCUCAGGUCUGAAUCCCUCCUUCUUCGCUGUCUCUACAGCGUUUCCUUUAUGUUUUAAGUAAAAGAUGCAAGCUGCGAUUCGUUCGUUUGUGUCCGGUGGAAACGUUGUGAGAGCCUCUCUGCUGCAGCAUCUCCGUGUGAUCAACCCGGCGAGUCAGCCUUCUGUGUUUGGGUCACGCUCCGAGUCGACUCAGCCUUCUCGUAUGGAGGAGCAUGGGUUCGAGAGCACGACCAUCUCUGACGUCAUGAAAGCUAAAGGCAAAAGUGCUGAUGGAUCUUGGCUUUGGUGUACUACUGAUGACACUGUUUACGACGCUGUUAAAUCCAUGACACAACAUAAUGUUGGUGCGUUGGUGGUUGUGAAGCCUGGUGAGCAACAAUCUCUUGCUGGUAUUAUUACAGAGAGAGAUUAUCUUAGGAAGAUCAUAGUGCAAGGUAGAUCAUCCAAAUCAACAAAAGUAGGAGACAUUAUGACUGAAGAGAAUAAACUUAUCACCGUGACACCAGAGACCAAGGUCUUGCGGGCUAUGCAGCUAAUGACAGAUAACCGGAUUAGGCAUAUUCCGGUGAUAAAAGACAAGGGUAUGGUAGGAAUGGUGUCCAUAGGUGAUGUGGUCCGUGCAGUGGUGACUGAGCAUCGUGAGGAGCUUGACCGCCUAAAUGCUUUUAUCCAGGGAGGUUACUAGACGGUUUUAAGAUUGGUAAGAAAAGUGUUACGUACCGUGUUUUAUCCACUGCUUGAUGAUCCUCUAAAGCUUUUAAGAUCGAAUGUAAAUAUGGAGUCUUCUCUGAUUUUUGUUGUUGUUGUUGUUGUUGUUGUCUGUCGUUUUCAUUGGUUAACUUGUCAAGACAUGGGUUUUGAGCUACUCUGCAAGAUAAUAAAACAAAAGGACUCUUCUCUUUAUUGAAUAU
This is a messenger RNA of Brassica oleracea var. oleracea, 1025 nucleotides long. RefSeq names its product CBS domain-containing protein CBSX3, mitochondrial. The coding region runs from base 179 to 799 and encodes 206 amino acids. Lineage: Eukaryota; Viridiplantae; Streptophyta; Magnoliopsida; Brassicales; Brassicaceae. The transcript has 6 exons. The record is from RefSeq and is a predicted model, not a curated record.